AUGCUACAAAUUCCAAAAUUGAUGAUUGAUGGAGAGGAUGAUGCAGUCUCAACCUUUGAACCUGCAGACCUCCACCAUGCUCCUCCUGCGUUCAUCGGGUCCAGUGACGGAGAUUAUCCGGUAAUUCGGAGCUUCCAGGAUGCCAAGAGCAUCUGUUUUGUGGAGAGUACAAAGCUUUGGUCAAUUGCAGGGCCUAUUGCCUUUAACAUAUUGUGCAACUAUGGUGUCAACUCCUUCACAAACAUCUUUGUUGGGCAUAUAGGAAAUGUGGAGCUCUCUGCUGUUGCAAUUUCUCUCUCCGUCAUUUCCAAUUUUUCGUUCGGCUUCCUGCUUGGUAUGGCAAGUGCACUUGAAACACUAUGUGGGCAGGCAUUUGGUGCUGGGCAAGUAGACAUGCUAGGAGUGUACAUGCAGCGCUCGUGGAUAAUCCUUUUCGCUGCCUGCAUUGCUAUACUACCCCUUUACAUCUAUUCCGCGCCAGUCCUAAAACUCCUAGGGCAAGAGGAUGACAUUGCAGACCUUGCCGGAAAAUUCUCCAUCCAAACCAUCCCUCAAAUGGUUUCCCUUGCCAUCAACUUCCCAACUCAGAAGUUCUUGCAGGCACAGAGCAAGGUUGGAGUUCUUGCAUGGAUUGGUUUCAUCACUCUGAUAGCACACGUAGGAAUCCUCUUUCUCUUCAUCAAAGUUUUCGGGUGGGGAACCAGUGGUGCAGCUGCUGCGUACAAUAUCUCAGCCUGGGGGAUGGCAUUGGCUCAGGUGGUUUAUAUAGUCGGUUGGUGUACUAACGGCUGGAAGGGGUUGUCAUGGCUGGCCUUCAAGGAAUUGUGGUCUUUUGCAAAACUCUCCAUUGCGUCAGCUGUCAUGCUUUGCUUGGAGAUUUGGUAUUUCAUGACCAUAAUCGUUCUCACUGGACACCUUGACAACCCUGUUAUUGCAGUUGGCUCCCUUUCAAUCUGCAUGAAUGUGAACGGAUGGGAAGGCAUGUUGUUCAUUGGGAUCAAUGCAGCAAUAAGCGUUCGAGUCUCCAACGAGCUAGGAUCAGCACAUCCUAGAGCUGCAAAAUACUCAGUCAUUAUCACCAUCCUCGAGUCUCUCCUCAUUGGGAUGAUUUUUGCAGUGGUUAUCUUGGCAGCCAAGGAUCAUUUUGCCAUCAUCUUUACUGAAAGCAAGGAGAUGCAAAAAGCCGUCUCUCGUUUAGCCUUCCUACUCAGUGUUACAAUGCUCCUCAAUAGCGUUCAGCCGGUUAUAUCUGGUGUUGCUGUUGGAGGAGGUUGGCAAGCUUUGGUGGCUUACAUAAAUUUGUUUUGUUAUUAUAUUGUUGGGCUACCUCUAGGGUUUCUUCUGGGUUACCGUACAAGUUUGAGAGUGGAGGGAAUUUGGAUUGGUAUGAUAUUCGGGACAUUAUUGCAGACACUAAUCCUCUUGUAUAUUGUUUAUAAUACCAACUGGAACAAAGAGGUAGAACAAGCCUCAGAAAGAAUGCGGCAGUGGACCGGAGAAGAACUAGGUGAUCCCAAACAAUGGGGUGGCCAAGAAAAUGGACUACAAAAUCAAACCAUAUAG
This is a messenger RNA of Pyrus x bretschneideri (Chinese white pear), 1563 nucleotides long. RefSeq names its product protein DETOXIFICATION 34-like. The transcript is spliced from 7 exons. Gene Ontology annotation, cellular component: membrane. Gene Ontology annotation, biological process: xenobiotic detoxification by transmembrane export across the plasma membrane. Gene Ontology annotation, molecular function: xenobiotic transmembrane transporter activity; antiporter activity. The record is from RefSeq and is a predicted model, not a curated record. NCBI's taxonomy places the organism in Eukaryota, Viridiplantae, Streptophyta, Magnoliopsida, Rosales, Rosaceae. Bases 1 to 1563 code for a protein of 520 amino acids.